Molecule: messenger RNA, 1620 nt
Organism: Exophiala aquamarina CBS 119918
Lineage: Eukaryota; Fungi; Ascomycota; Eurotiomycetes; Chaetothyriales; Herpotrichiellaceae
Product: protein disulfide-isomerase A1
Exons: 4
Coding region: 1-1620 (539 amino acids)
Biological process (GO): response to endoplasmic reticulum stress; protein folding
Cellular component (GO): endoplasmic reticulum
Molecular function (GO): protein disulfide isomerase activity
Source: RefSeq, a predicted model, not a curated record
AUGCGAUCUUUCAAAUCGCUGGCCGCGGCCAGCAUUGCCCUGGCUGGCUUCGCUGCCGCAAGCGACGUCCACGACCUCAAGACAGACAACUUCAAACAAUUCAUCUCGGAAAACGACCUAGUACUAGCAGAGUUCUUUGCUCCCUGGUGCGGGCAUUGCAAAGCCCUGGCCCCCGAGUACGAGGAGGCUGCAACGACCCUCAAGGAGAAGAAUAUCGCUCUGGUCAAGGUUGACUGCACAGUUGAGGGUGAUCUCUGCAAAGAGUAUGGUGUGGAGGGCUACCCGACCGUCAAGGUCUUCCGUGGCCUUGAUAACAUCAAGCCCUACAGCGGAGCUCGGAAAGCUCCUGCUAUCGUCUCCUACAUGACCAAGCAGGGAUUGCCCGCGGUCUCUCUCCUCACUUCCGAAACUCUGGAAGAGUUCAAGACCACCGACAAAGUUGUCGUGGUGGCCUACAUCGCAGCCGAUGACAAAGCCUCCAACCAGACAUACACUACCCUCGCAGACACACUAAGAGACGACUACAUCUUUGGUGCCACGAAUGAUGCUGCCUUGGCCAAAACCGAGGGUGCCAAGCAGCCUUCAAUUGUGCUCUACAAGGACUUCGAUGAGGGCAAGAAUGUCUUCGAUUCAGCCUUCGACGAUGAGGCUAUCACCAAAUUCAUCAAGGCCGCAGCAACUCCUCUGAUCGGCGAGGUCGGCCCCGAGACUUAUGCUGGAUACAUUGGUGCCGGAAUUCCCCUCGCCUACAUUUUCUCCGAGACUGCUGAGGAACGUGCCUCGCUCGCCGAGACCCUCAAGUCCGUAGCUGAGAAGCACAAGGGCGUCAUCAAUUUCGCCGUUAUCGACGCCAAGGCAUUCGGUGCACAUGCUGGUAACUUAAACCUUCCAACCGACAAGUUCCCUUCAUUCGCCAUCCAAGAGACGGUCAAGAACGAGAAGUACCCAUUCGAGGGAGACGCCUUGACCGAGAAGACCAUUGGAGCAUUCGUCCAGAGCUUUGUUGAUGGAAAGCUGGAGCCCAGCAUCAAGUCUGAGCCGAUCCCAGAGAAGCAGGAAGGCCCCGUCACCGUUGUAGUGGCCAACUCCUACAAGGAUAUUGUUCUUGAUGAUUCCAAGGACGUGCUCAUCGAGUUUUACGCUCCUUGGUGUGGACACUGCAAAUCGCUCGCCCCUAUCUACGAAAAGCUCGCCGAACUCUACACCUCCUCCGACCUCUCCUCCAAGGUAACAGUCGCCAAGGUUGAUGCCACCCUGAACGACGUGCCUGACGAGAUCUCCGGCUUCCCAACCAUCAAACUCUACCCUGCCGGCGCCAAAGACUCUCCAGUCGAAUACUCCGGCUCCCGCACGUUGGAGGACCUCGCCGCUUUCAUCAAGGACAACGGCAAGCACGCCGCUGACGGCCUCGCUGCUCAAGCCGACGCCGAGGAUGUUGUGAUGGAGGACGCGUCGGCUGCUGCUGAUCAGGAGACUCUCGCCAAGGCUGCACCGGCAGCCACAACUGACGGUGAGGGCGUGGUUGAUGCGGUCAAGAGCGCUGUCAGUGGUGCUGCGGAUGCGGCGUCGACUUUUGUCGCCGAUGACGAUGCCGGUGUCCAGGAGCAUGAUGAGUUGUAA